CAAAGUACACGAAUAAACUGUCAAUAAUUCUUUUUCUUAGUUAUAACAAACUAAAAACGAUUAACUUCAGACCCAGAACACUUAAGGCCUAACUUCAUGCUAUGACUAGAGCUGCCAGCUCAAAUUGUAUAACUAAUUGAUCCUUGGAAGAGGAGGUUACCCUUUUAGGAAUAGUCCAUUAGACUGACUUACUUACUUAAACUAUACUUAAUAUUAAUAUUAAAAUUAAAAUAAUUAAGUAAGUUAAUUUAAUGAAGAAUUAAGUGGUCUAUACUAUAUUAUACUAUACACUAUUCAGUAUUAGUAUUGUAUACAGUAUCAGUAUACUUUGUUAGACUGGUGUUAGUGUAGAUAGUUUAAAUAAGUUAUAGACAUAGAGUUAAUAAUUUAAGUUACAUUCAUAUAGUAAAGUGAAGAAGCCUACCUAUGCCUAUAGUCUGUAACUAUAAACUAUAAAUUAUAAACUGUAUUGUUAAAUUUAAUAUUAUAGUCAUAGUAAUUUAGUAAAGACACUUACACUAUGAUAGUCAUGGUAAAAUAGUGUAAGUGUAGUUAAAAUAUUUUAAGGACCUUAUUAAGCCAAUUAAGGUACAUGACAUAAUAAAGUAUAGAUCUAAUAUUAUUUUAUAUUUUUUUACUAAUUUACUAUGUCAUGUCAUGUUACUAUCACUACUUCAUUUGUCUGCUAUGAAAGUCACUCUAAGCCUCAAUAAGACUAAGAAAAAAGUUCUAAGGUCUAAGGUUGCCAGGUCUGCUUCCAUAAAAUAGCAGACAAGCGGAGGGGGAGUAAUUUUAAAAAGUUAACAAUUAAAUUAUAUAUAUUCUUACAAACAUUUUAACACAUAUUAAAAUAACCACUUCAAAACUUUACUUAAAAUUCAAAACAUCAAAUGUAUUAUAAUAUAGUAGACACCUGGCAACCUUACUAAGGUCUAAGUCAGUGUUUUAUAAUACAGUGGACACCUGGCAAACUUACUAAGGUCUAAGUCAGUGUUUCUCAACUUGAGGAAAUUCGAAUACAAAUAGGACAAUAUAUUAAAUAAGUAUUUGGUAAAGAUAUUUUUUGUUUUAAUCCUACAACGUCCUUAAACGUUCCAAAAAUUUGAAAUUCAAUCUUCCAUUUGAGUUCUAGACUGCAGCGAGAGUGAAGUAGGCAAGACCUUUUUUAAGUUCUUCCACUUAAAAAAAAAAAAAAAAGAAAAAGAGUCUACAACGUCCUUAAACGUUCCAAAAAUUUGAAAUUCAAUCUUCCAUUUGAGUUCUAGACAGCAGCGAGAAUGAAGUAGGAAAGACCUUUUUUAAGUUCUUCCACUUAAAAAAAAAAAAAAAAGAUAAAGAGGGGGGGGGAGACAUUAAAUUUAAAUCUAAGUGUUUAGGUUUUAGGUUGUGCACAAAUGGUUUGGUAAACACUGGACUAGUCUAAACUAAUAAUCUGAAUCACUCUAGCCCAACGUAGGUAUCAGAAGCCAAAGUUAUAUAUAAUAUUAGUUAUAUAGACAUAAAGAAUAGUUGGUUUUUUUAUCACUGAACUAUGCAUUUAUGUAGAAUGCAUACAUUUGUCUGUAGUUAUUGUGAAAUGGAAUGAAAUUUAUUUAAAUCCUUUAUUUUUCCUAGAUGAGUUUCUUACGUAUCUACCGUUUGUGCCCAUCCCUAAGAUCUCGUCAUUCAGGAUCUCGCAUUUUGGCCAUUUUAGCUGGAUGUACAUUCUUUAUCCUUCUCCACUACUUACUCAAGUGGGAAUCAGGUGACAUUAAUGCUUUCAUCUAUCUAGAUAUUGAAAUUCCAGAUAAUUUUACCCCUGUUCGAAUAAAAAAACGUGAAGAUUUUCCUUCAAAUGGCAGCCCCAAAAUUCCUAAAAUAAUUCAUCAGACUUGGAAAAAUUCAAAUGUGCCACCUGAAUUUGUGAGUUGGAUAAAAACUUGGUUGCAGCAUAAUCCUGAUUGGGAAUACUGGCUGUGGACUGAUAUAAGUUCAAGACAGCUAAUUGCAGACUUGUAUCCUGAUUUCUUAGACAUCUAUGAUGGAUACCCAGAGCCCAUCAGGCGAGCUGAUGCUUUUCGCUACUUUGUUCUUUAUGAAUUUGGAGGAUUGUAUGUAGAUAUGGACAUGGAAGCCCUUGAUUCACUUUUACCUUUAACCCUUAAAUAUCCUUGUUUUAUUGGCCAAGAACCAUACGAACAUCCAAUAAUUGACACAAAUUUUAAUCAGCUUCUGAUAAAUGCCUUAAUUGGGUGUCAAAAAGGACAUCCAUUUAUGAAAAUGCUUAUUAAAAAUUUACCUGCCCACUCAAUAUUAUGGCAUUACCUAGAUAGUACUGGGCCUCAUUUUGUGACAAUGAUUUAUAGACAGUACCAAUCUGAAAGAAAUUUACUUGAAGAGGAAAAUUAUAUUUAUGUUGCACCAUCAGAAUAUUUCUAUCCCACAAUCGAUCCUGCUAAACUGAAAUAUAUGUUUACCAAGUGUAGUGAUAAAAGCCAGCUCUCAAAACUUCAAAUCAAUGCUUGCAUGAAUUUGAAGUACAAAAGCUUGCCAGAAAACAGAUUUGAUCCAUUAACAAUAGCUUUUACAAAUCAUCACUGGUAUCACACUUAUCUGAAAACAAAAUCAUCAGUACUCACAGGAUACACAUCUAUUUAUGACAUUGUUCCUAAUGUCAAUGUUUAUAAGAAUAUGUGAAGAAAAAAAAUUGUGUUAGCUGUUUUACCUGUGUUUGUAAUGUAACUUCACAGGGUAACGAUAAAUUAAAAAAAUUACCCAAUAUUUUUUUAAGCAUAGUAAGCCGUUGAAUUGUGUAAUUUUAAUAUGUUAAUUAAAAUUAGCAGCAUCUUUUUCCUUCAGUUUCUUUAUGGAUGAAUUCAGUUAUUGAGAAUUUAAGAGAACCAAUUCAACAUUUUCAAGUUUAUUUCUUAUCAUGUGAUAGGUAAGCAGAGACGAUGUUUGGUUAUUAUAGUUACCAUUUUACCAAUGAAAGAAGAAAGAAACCCCAAAUUGCAAUAAGUUUUAAUAAUUUAAUGUUAUUAACAAAAUCUGUUUGUUGUCGUUUUUUUUCUAACCAAAGGUGGGAUGAAAAAAAGUAAAAAGUAAUUUACCGUCUUGUGUGAAAGUGAAAGAAAGUUGUGUGCUGUCUCCAAAUAAGAGUUUUAAAAUCAAACUGGCAAAAGUUACCUCUGUCAUAUCAGUGUUAUCAAACACCCUGGUUCAUGAUGACUUUGGUACACUACCAACUUUUCUGGUAAAAAGACAUCUCAAAGUACAAUUGAAAUUAGGGUUAUGGUCAUCUGACACUUUAGUGUACCGGUAUAAACUUGCAACAUAGAAAAGAAAAAUAUCCAGGACUGUUUUCUAACAUUAUUUUAACAGGUGACGCCUCUUCCAAUCAAAAAUGUAUGUCCUCCCCCCAACCUCCUCCCCACAUCCUACUUAGUCUCUGAGCUUGCCAUAAUAAUAAUGUUAUGAUGAAUUUUAAUGUUAUUCUAUUUCAUUUCUUUUCUACAUGUUUAUUUUUAAGCACUUUUUUCUCUUCAUUAAUGUUAAUAUUUUGUUGAAAAAUGUCUGGGUCUUCCCGCAUCCCAUAGCACUGCCUCCCUCACCUCCUGGUUAAGAACCCCUGAUCUUAGUUAUUCAAAUUACUUGAGAUUGACAUUUUUGGUAAAUUUUAAUGCACCACUUGAACCCAUGAAAUUUAUUAUGUAUUGUAUAGUUAUCUAUUUGCUAUUUAAAAAAAAAAUAUAUUUUUUGAAAGAGUUAUUAUUUAUGAAUAAAAGUACAGAUGCAUAUGAACCGUUGAAAUUACAAAACUGAGGUAAAAAGUCAAUGCAAUUUGACAGGUAAAGUCUCUCAGUAUUAAUUGCUUUAACAUCUUUUGAUCUACAAUUAACAAUAAUGAAAAAAUAUAUUAUACAAUAAAUUAUUUAAGAUUAAUUCAUUGUAACUAAUAUUAAUUUAUUCUGCUUUCAAUCAAGAAGGAACUUAAUGGUCUGACAUACUAAUUCCUUGUGCAGGCAAAAUCUCUUCUUGAGAAUCGUUUAUUAAUGAUUUUUGAAAUGCAAAUUCGGAUUGCAUUCCCCCAAAAUGUACAGGGAAGGACAAUUAUAAAAUUUGUAUGCCUGCCAUUUUUCCUCAGUAGCAAGGAGUACAGAAUUGGUAAAGAGACCUUAGCAACAUGUUGUGUCAACUUUCUUUACUCCAACGAGCUCAAAGUUGGGAUAUUAAUCAUGUACUUUUGUGUUGUAUACUUUUGGUUGAGCUGAAUGAUAGUGAAUACCAGACAAUAAUAUGAAUUAUCAAACCACUGCCUCAAAUUAUAGAAUUUUAUCAGGGACAUUGUUUUUUAACUUUCAUUGCCAAUAUUUAUUUGUAUGCAGUACUUUGGAUCUAUGGUAUUAACCUGGGUCAAUGUGUUCAAAUUAGGUAUUGGGUACAUAUUAUUUGCUGGUAACAUACUAAUACUACGGUACUAACAAUUACAGAAAAUAAUAGUUUCAAAUAUUAAGAGGAUCCUAAGCAACAGAGAUUGAGAUCUUUAAAAUUAUAUUUUAUAAUAGAUUUAUAGUUAAUUAUAAAAUAUCACAUAAUUGUCUUGUUUCACAUUCACUA
Messenger RNA from Lymnaea stagnalis (great pond snail), 4596 nucleotides. The record is from the annotation of a GenBank genome assembly. NCBI's taxonomy places the organism in Eukaryota, Metazoa, Mollusca, Gastropoda, Lymnaeidae.